Rattus norvegicus (Norway rat) is the source of this 3098-nucleotide messenger RNA. The record is from RefSeq and is a predicted model, not a curated record. Lineage: Eukaryota; Metazoa; Chordata; Mammalia; Rodentia; Muridae.
AACGUCUCAUAGAGCCCAGAUUGGCCAGUAAACUACUGAUCAUCCUGCCUCAAGUAUUGCCAUCUAGUUCAUGAAAGGGUUGAGUUAUUGACACGAGGAACUGGGGAUGGGCAGAGGUGCAUGACUGAGGCUAUCUCUGCUCAGUGGCAUGCCUUUGGGGACUGAUAGUUUUCAUCACUGAGAUGUCAUUUGACUGCAGUGCUCCUCUGGAGAGAAGGAGUCUCUUUUGCCAGGGCAUCAGACUCUCCAGACAGGCCUGGAAGGUGGAGGUCUAGAGGCCAGGCCUGCAUUCCUCUUCAGAUACUGCAUUUACCACUCUGGACAGUGCUAUAGCACAGGGUCACAUAUCCAGUUCUACCCUGAAACCUGCUGAUAAAGAAUGUCUAUCCUGGGACAAUGUCUAUCAUCAGUUCAAGAUGUGGCCCAACCAACUUAUUAUAAAGGAUGACAGUGUUUGGUUGAAAAAGGCAGUAACUUUCUAUGAACCAUAUAUUAAGUUUUUAUGUAUACUAAAAUUAACAAUGGAAAGAACAGUGGUAGGAGAGGAAGCUAGAGGACAACUGCUGAAAAUGCUUGCUUUUGAAAAUGCUAAUGAAGAGUACAGGAAAGCAUUAUUACCUAGAAAGGAAACUGGGGAUAUUAAUGCUUAUAUGAAGGCAUGGAAGAGGAUAUCUUUUCUGAAAAUGGAAAGAUGCAUAUUUGGCACGUAUUGAUCCAGAUAGAGUUAUUAAAUUAUACAUUGAAAUACUCUUGAAUAUCCUAUAGGUACUUUAGCUCAAGAUGAGUUGCCUUUAGAAUGGAUAUAUAUUAAAUUUAACUUUAACAAAACAUUAACAACAUAUGAGGAACAAAUUUCUUUAAUUAUUCAGCAAGGCAUACAAAGACCUGUUACACUGUGGGGAUAUGAUUGUGCUGCUUUUGUUUUCUCAUUAAGCAAAAAUAAAGUGGAAUAUUUAAUGCAGACGUCUGAAGUUUCUCAAUUAGCCAUGAUUUCUUACACUAGAAAUACCGAAUUUCAUUUUCCCCAUAGUAAAUUCUGGGAUUGCUUAAGAAAACAAAAAAAAUUGUGAUAAAUACACUAAUUUCUGUUGAUCCAUUACCAUCUGCCCUUACUGUGUUUACAGAUGGCUCUAAGACCAAACAUCUAAGACAGAUGGCUUAUUGGACCAAAGAUAAAUUUUGGGGACAAGAAUCUUCUUUUGGGUCAGUACAACAAAAUGAAGUAUUAGCAGUAAUUAAUGUAUUGCCGGAUUUUACUCAUGAUGUAAAAAUAUUAAAGCCGAGUCAGCUUAUGUUGUAGUAGUACAGAAUAUUGCGACUGCUGUUGUUUCUACAUCUAAGCCGAUAUUAAAUGUUAUUCUCACAUAUUAAAGGACUAUUGUUAUUCUGAAACUCUAGAAUAUUUAUUACAAAUAUUAGAUUACAUUCAAGAUUGCCAGCAUCUUUAACACAUGGCAAUCAUAUGGUAGAUCAAUUAGUGGCAUUUGCUACCCCAGAAGAAAACAGUCAUAAUCAUGCCAAUACAGGAUAUUUGCAUAUUAAAUAUAAGGUUCCCUAUUCUGAAGCCAAACAAAUUAUUGCUAAUUGUGGUAUUUGUGAGCCUUCACUUAUAAAAUGUAUUCCAUCUGAAAUUAAUCCCAGAAGAAUGCAACCUAAUACAUCGUGGCAGAUGGAUGGAACCCAUAUUUCUGAGUUUGGUCGCCUUUCAUAUAUACAUGUAAGCAUAGAUAAUUUUUCAAAGUUUGUAUGGGCUACACCAUUGCCAGGAGUGCGCACUGCUCAUGUUAUACAGCAUCUAUUGGAAACUUCUGCUGUUAUUGGACUGCCUUCUAAAAUUAAAACUGAUUAUGGACCAACAUAUAUUUCUUAACAAUUUUGUAGGCUCUUCCGGGAAAAUGGGGAAUCCUGCACGUGCUCCAGAGUUGCUGCAGCCAAGGACCCUGCGACUGCCCUGGACCCUGCUGGGGAACCCUGCCUGCGGGGCCAGCCUCAGCCCAUGCACAAUGUGCUCCCUGCCCCGCGGCUUCGAGCCCCCAGUUCCUGAGGACGUGGGGAGGCAGAGUUUGGCAGAGCUGCGGGAGAGGUUGAGGCGCCAGGAGAGACUUUUGCACAAAGAAAAAUUCAUUUGCAAAUUGCCCGACAAAGGUAAAAAGAUCUCAGACACCACUGCCAAACUGAGAGAUGCCAUUUCAGAAAGUGAAGAGGUCAGAGGGAGAACUGAACUACUUCAUCCUGUUAGUGUUGACUGUAAGCUAAGGCAUAAAGCAACCACAAGAGUUGAUACCGACAUAGACAAGGCCCAGAAUUCUGACCUGAUGCUUGAUACUUCAUCAUUAGUUCCUGAAUGUUCGUCAGUAGACAUUGAAUCAUCUAAAACAACCUCAGAAACUCAGGGACCUACACAGCUCACUCACAAAGGCAAUGAAGAGACUUUGGAGACUGGCUGCACAGUGAAUACCAGCCCGUCUGUCCGCAUCACAGCCCAGGCUCCCCCAUCUGAAGUUAAUGAACAUCUCCCCCAGCAUUCAAGUCAAGCGGAAGAGGUUUCCAGCAGCGUCGACAGUCUGUUUAUCACUAAAUUGCAAAAGAUCACAAUUGCAGACCAGACUGAACCCUCAGAAGAAAACACCAGCACUGAGAACUUUCCAGAACUGCAGAGUGAGACUCCUAAGAAGCCUCAUUACAUGACAGUGCUAAAAAUGCGAGCUAGAAACCCAGUGCCCCCUCCUCAUAAGUUUAAGACCAAUGUGUUAACCACACAACAGAGUGACUCACCAAGUCAUUGUCAGAGGGCUCAGUCUCCUGCUUCCUCAGAAGAGCAGCGACGCAGGGCUGGGCAGCAUCUUGAUGAUGUCACAGCAGCUCCCCUUCUUCUGCUCCACCACCUGCCUGCACAGCUGCUCUCCAUAGAAGAGUCGCUGGCUCUGCAGAAAGAGCAGAAGCAGAAUUAUGAGGAGAUGCGGUCAAAGCUCGCAGCACAGAAACUAGCCGAGAGACUGAAUAUUACAAUGCAGAGCUACAAUCCAGAAGGGGAGUCUUCAGGGAGAUACCGAGAAGUGAGGGAUGAAGAUGAUGCCCAGUCCUCGGACGAAUGCUGA